Messenger RNA from Suricata suricatta (meerkat), 4775 nucleotides. It is a transcript of the gene SH3BP4, whose product is annotated as SH3 domain binding protein 4. The coding region runs from base 205 to 3093 and encodes 962 amino acids. Gene Ontology annotation, cellular component: cytoplasm. NCBI's taxonomy places the organism in Eukaryota, Metazoa, Chordata, Mammalia, Carnivora, Herpestidae. Gene Ontology annotation, molecular function: protein binding. The record is from RefSeq and is a predicted model, not a curated record. The transcript has 5 exons.
GAUCUCGCUCUUUGCUCGCAGCUUUAGAAGUUCUGUCUACCUCGGGAUUAACCGUGCUUGUGCUGGAUUUCCUCUGCUUCAGGAAGAAGCACGUUGCCAAGUUGACCCCGCAGGGCAGCAUGGGUGCCUGAGGAGACCCUCAGCGAGCGCCGGGACCCCUGGAGGAGGAGCUAUGACACGUUAGCGGCCCCGGAGGAGCUCACGAUGGCAGCCCAGCGGAUCCGAGCGGCCAACGCCGGCGGCCUCCCUCGGUGCAAGUCCGAGGGGACCCUCAUCGACCUGACCGAAGGGUUUUCCGAAACGAGUUUUAAUGAUGUCAAAGUGCCUUCUCCCAGUGCCUUGCUAGGAGACAGCCCCACGCCUUUCGGGAACGCUAAGGAAGUGGUCGCCAUCAAGGACUACCACCCGGCCAACUUCACCACCCUCAAGUUCUCCAAGGGCGACCACCUCUACGUCCUGGACGCGUCCGGCGGGGAGUGGUGGUAUGCGCACAACACCACGGAGAUGGGCUACAUCCCCUCCUCCUACGUGCAGCCCCUGAACUACCGCAACUCCACCCUGAGCGACAGCGGGGUCAUCGACAGCCUUCCGGACAGCCCAGACGAGGUGGCCAAGGAGCUAGACCUGCUCGGGGGGUGGACAGAGGACAAGGGUCUGGGCAAGACCUACAGUAACAACCCCUUCUGGAACGGGGCCCAGACAAACCCGUUUCUGAACGGGAACGCGCCGGGGGUGCCCGGCUGCGACCAGCUGGCCCCCAAGAGCACCGUGGAUCUGCUCCUCUUUGACACGGGCCUGUCUUCCUUCACCGAGUCCAGCUCCGCCACCACCAACAGCGUCGGCAACAUCUUUGACGAGCUGCCGGCCGAGAGCCGCCACCCGGCAGAGGCGGCGGGCAAGCGCGACAACCCCUUUUUCAGAAGCAAGCGCUCCUACAGCCUGUCGGAGCUGUCGGUCCUCCAGGCCAAGUCGGACGCCCCCGACUCCUCGGGCUUCUUCACGGGCCUCAAGUCCCCGGCCCCGGAGCAGUUCCAGAGCCGGGAGGACUUCCGCGCCGCCUGGCUGAGCCACCGGAAGCUGGCCCGGUCCUGCCACGAUCUGGACCUGCUGGGCCAGAGCCCCGGGUGGGGCCAGACGCAGGCGGUGGAGACCAGCAUCGCCUGCAAGCUGGACAGGUCGGGGGGCGCCGUGCAGCUGCCGGACACCGGCAUCAGCAUCCACGUGCCCGAGGGCCACGUGGCCCCCGGGGAGACGCAGCAGAUCUCCAUGAAAGCCCUGCUGGACCCCCCGCUGGAGCUCAACAGCGACAGGUGCAGCAGCGUCAGCCCGGUGCUGGAGGUGAAGCUGAGCACCCUGGAGGUGAACACCUUCAUCAUCGUGGAGAUGAAAGUGUCCGCCGAGGUGAAAAAUGACAUUUUCAGCAAAAGCACAGUGGGUCUCCAGUGCCUCAGGAGUGACUUGAAGGAAGGGCCUUAUGUCCCCAUCCCGCUCACCUAUACCUAUGGGGACACGGUCCAGGUCCAGCUGGACAACCUGGAGCCCUGCAUGUACCUGGCCAUCGUGGCCCACGGCCCCAACAUCCUCUACCCUUCCACGGUGUGGGACUUCAUCCACAAGAAGAUCACCGUGGGGCUCUAUGGCCCCAAACACAUUCACCCCUCCUUCAAGACGGUGGUGACCAUUUUCGGGCACGACUGUGCCCCAAAGACGCUGCUGGUCAGCGAGGUCACCCGCCAGGCCCCCAGCCCCGCCCCCGUGGCCCUGCAGCUCUGGGGCAAGCACCAGUUCGUCUUGUCCAGGCCCCAGGAUCUCCACGUCUGCGUGUUCUCCAACAUGACCAACUACGAGGUCAAGGCCAGCGAGCAGGCCAAGGUGGUGAGGGGGUUCCAGAUGAAGCUGGGCAAGGUGAGCCGCCUCAUCUUCCCCAUCACCUGCCAGGACCCCCGCGAGCUGUCCGACUUCACCCUGCGCGUUCAGGUCAAAGGCGACCAGGAGGCCAUCCUGACCCAGUUUUGUGUGCAGACCCCCCAGCCGCCCCCGAAAAGUGCCAUCAAGCCCUCGGGGCAGAGACGCUUCCUCAAGAAGAACGAGGUCGGGAAAAUCAUCUUGUCCCCAUUUGCCGCCACCACCAAAUACCCGACGUUCCAGGACCGUCCGGUGUCCAGCCUCAAGUUCGGCAAGCUGCUCAAGACGGUGGUGCGCCAGAGCAAGAACCACUACCUGCUGGAGUACAAGAAGGGCGACGGCAUCGCGCUGCUCAGCGAGGAGAAGAUCCGGCUCAAGGGGCAGCUGUGGACCAAGGAGUGGUACAUCGGCUACCACCAGGGCAAGGUCGGCCUGGUGCAUGCCAAGAACGUGCUGGUGGUGGGCCGGGCGCGGCCCAGCCUCCUCGCGGGCCCCGAGCUGAGCACCUCGCUGCUGCUGGAGCAGAUCCUGCGGCCUUGCAAGUUCCUCACCUACAUCUACGCCUCGGUCAGGACCCUGCUCAUGGAGAACAUCAGCAGCUGGCGCUCCUUCGCCGCCGCCCUGGGCUACGGCGACCUGCCGCUCACCUUUUUCUGCCGCGCGGAGCUGGACAGCGAGCCCGAGCGGGUGGCGUCUGUGCUGGAAAAGCUCAAGGAGGAUUGUAACAACACCGAGAACAAGGAGCGGAAAUCCUUCCAGAAGGAGCUCAUGAUGGCCUUACUGAAGAUGGACUGCCAGGGCCUGGUGGUCAGACUCAUCCAGGACUUUGUGCUCCUCACCACGGCGGUCGAGGUGGCGCAGCGCUGGCGGGAGCUGGCCGAGAAGCUCGCCAAGGUGUCCAAGCAGCAGAUGGACGCGUACGAGUCCCCCCACCGGGACCGGAACGGGGCCGUGGACAGCGAGGCCAUGUGGAAACCCGCCUACGACUUUUUACUGACGUGGAGCCACCAGAUCGGCGACAGCUACCGGGACGUCAUCCAGGAGCUGCACACAGGCCUGGACAAGAUGAAAAACCCCAUCACCAAGCGCUGGAAACACCUCACGGGGACUCUGAUCCUGGUGAACUCCCUGGACAUCUUGAGGGCGGCCGCCUUCAGCCCUGUGGACCAUGACGACUUUGUCAUUUGAGCGCGCUCCCUCUCACCCACUGCUGCUCUGGGGCACCCCCCCAUCUGCCCCAGAUGCCCGCGGGGAGGCAGGAGGGGCCAGCCGCUCCGACACAUCCGGGGUCCCCCUCGGCUGGACCCGCACCCACGGACCAAGCACACACAGCGCUCCACCUCCCUCCUCCCUCGCGGGGGACAGGGAAAGGGGGUGCUGAAGGGAAUUUCUACUACAGGUCGUCACCAAUCAAAAUAGCUUUCUAUUUGUUAGGUAUACAUUUAAAUUUAAAAUCACUUUUUUUUAAAGUAUGGGGGAGGCCUAUGAGAAAGGUGGCAUCUGAUUUUUUUAACGGACCAUAAAGGUCCAAACACAAACAAAAACACCUUCCUAGGGGCGGAUGCUGUUGAGGUUUUGAUGUUCUAUAAAGACCUUUUUAAAUUAUGUCAUAGAUGUAUAUAUGUAUUUAAAGGUGGUUCCCAGCCUCACUUUGCAUUUCAGCCCUUAGCACGGGGACGCGCUUGGACCUCUUCUGCUCUGUGUUUGUAAAAAGGAUCAAUCGAAUAGGAAAUGUGGUUUUCCAGGACAUGAGUCCAGCUCUUGCCCAUCCUUUCUGGGAAUGCCCUCGGUCCUGCCAUGCCCUUGAGCUUCCGUUCUCUUCUGUCCCUUUGCUCCGUGUUAUGGCAAACGGCCAGCAACGGCACAUGUGACCCUUCCGUGAGCUUUAGCGGGCAGAGUGAAAUCCUGCACAUGCCAGCAGGUUCCCUGAGAUGAGACCUCUGUGGCCCCCAAGCGGCCGGUCACCCAAGAGAACAGUGCCGUGUGCAAUGCAGUGUCCCCACAUCUCUCAGAUGCCACAGCCCUCGGGCCACGAAGCAGAGGUCACCGCGAGGGACGCCCACGCCCUGCUGCCCCUGGCCAGCUCCGCUCCAUGUGGAACUAGCCCCCUCCCUUCCCGGGUCACCCAUGUCGCCUAGGAAACAACAGCAUAAGGGACACCUUUUUUUUUUGUACAAUAUAAAGAUGGUCUGAGCAGGACUGCAGGUGUUCUGAACAUGAAAAUGCAUCCCGCCUAAAACCAGGGACUUGGCGGAGUGGUGCCCUCACAACCUUUAUGGUUGUGGGUCAGUGGGACGUGGGCGACGGGGCAGUGUCAGGUCCCAUGACCCCACGGUGCUUUCGGCAGCUCGGCAGGGAGGAGGGGGCAGGACCAAAGAAUUAGAAUUAUCUGGUGAAUCAAGAGAAUCGAUUCCUGGCAAUGUGCCUGCACACGCACUGGGUGGUUUGGGCUUCCUGGACCCCACUCUCUAAAUCUGCUGUUUUGAAACACAUUAGUGUAAUCAGCGUCCGAUCCUAAUUAGGCUGAAACAUUCUUCUAUGCCUAUGGACUCAGAUACGGAAGACCAACUGGCUAGGAAGAAAAAGAAAAACAACACCUAGAAAAACACUACGUUUCUUUCUGCUGCAAGAACAGGGACCUGCAAUUCCCCGAUCAUCACACAAAAUAACCUUAAAUUCUGCCUCUCCUUUCCACCCUCAUCCUGCCCAGAGAUGUCUCUCACCUUCUCCCCAAAGAAGAAACAAAACCACUUGCACCUUAAACCAUCGAUAUUUUUCCUCAGGGGCUUUAAAUAGUUUCCUAUGCAACCUGUCUUGUAGCACAAUUAAAUUCGACAAAAGUUGCAGUAAAUUUUAUUUGGAUAUUUUAA